AUGGAAGCAACAAAACCAAGAACACUAGAGGUGUCGGUUUUAUCAGCGGAGGAUCUCCGCGUUAACGAAAAGCCGGCGACGAAGAACGUGUACGUGGUGGUUCGCGCGGAGUCCAUAACGAGCCACACGACGGCGAUGAAGGGUGACGGCGGCGGCGGUGGAUUCCAUUCAUGGAACGAGAAGUUCUUGGUGGAAUUGGCCAUGCAUGCAAGAUCAAUAACGUUCGAGGUGAAGUACAAAACUCAAAUGGGAGUAAUCAAAGACGUUGGUGUCGCGAGAAUAGCGCUUUCGGAUUUCCUCGGUGGUUUCGUUCCUGAUAAUUGCUUACAGUUCUUGAGUUAUAGGUUGAGGGACUUUGAUGGCCUGAGAAAUGGGAUCAUCAAUCUCUCCGUCAGGGUGGUGGCGCCGCCCGCACCCGAGAAGAUUAUUGGUGGUUCUUGUGGUUUGCAGACUGGUACCAAUAAUUCUUCCAAUGGAGUUGUUACUGGCAUUCCUAUCUGGUGGAACAACCGAAAUAGCAAUGUUUGA
Molecule: messenger RNA, 528 nt
Organism: Gastrolobium bilobum
Lineage: Eukaryota; Viridiplantae; Streptophyta; Magnoliopsida; Fabales; Fabaceae
Product: BON1-associated protein 2-like
Exons: 1
Coding region: 1-528 (175 amino acids)
Source: RefSeq, a predicted model, not a curated record